Messenger RNA from Solenopsis invicta (red fire ant), 2491 nucleotides. Its product is annotated as GRIP and coiled-coil domain-containing protein PFC0235w. Gene Ontology annotation, biological process: negative regulation of DNA-templated transcription. The transcript has 13 exons. The coding region runs from base 588 to 2360 and encodes 590 amino acids. Gene Ontology annotation, molecular function: DNA binding. Lineage: Eukaryota; Metazoa; Arthropoda; Insecta; Hymenoptera; Formicidae. The record is from RefSeq and is a predicted model, not a curated record.
CGGGGGAAAGUCGUGGCGCGUCGCGGCACAUUUCAACCAAUUUUAACUCGCAUUCUCGUCGUCCUUCGGAAGUGAAGUAAAUUGUCGGGCGUUCGUGUCAAAAUUCGUCGUCAGUUGGAUGCGAUGUAUUGCGAGAAGUUGUGUCGCGUUUAAUCGUGUUUUGCAACUUCCCCGCUGCCUUGUAUCCUGAGUUUCUGAUGCAAAAAGAAGAUUAUUAUUGUAAGGAGCAAGUGCAAAUCUUGCGAAGAAAAUGUUCGGUAAAGAGCGUGUAGCGAGGAAUUAGAAAGCUUAAUGAACAUGAUAAUGAUAUAUGAGAUAAGCGCGUAUUGGGUGGGGAAAGUAGGAAAGUACAAAAUUCUCAGAGAGGUGGUAAGAGCAAGAAAAAGGUCUGAACAAUGUGCCGAAUGAAUUCUAUCUUCAGAAGGUAGACGGUUUUUGACAGAAAAAGACUUGAGUAGAAAGAAAAUUCUGUAGAUACAUCCGUAAAUAUAACUUGCCGUUACGCAAUGUGUUAACCGUGUUUUUAGUCGUAGUAUUCUUAACGGUGUCGUGUUAUCUGGUGUUAUAUUCUUGUGCUUAUAUCCAUAAUGGCAGAAAUGACAAUCCAUCUGCUGACGACUUGGGGAUUUAAUGAAGCAAUAAUUGCCAAUUUUGUAGAUCAAGAAGUAGAAGCUGAUCAAUUCUCUAGUUUAACGGAAGAAGAUCUCAAGAUUCUGAUACCUGACAUUGGUCCACGACUUAGAUUUAAAAUUAAUUUAAAAAAAUAUCUAGCUAAGUGUGAGCAACAACCUAGGAUUAUAAAAGUCGAGUCAUUUAAUCAACAGCAAGAACAUUUAGACAUAUAUCUUCCAAAACGGCAAAAACUAAAAUCAAAAGAAACAUCUAUAGGACAACAGCAACAUAAUGAAGAUAUAAUUGUGUAUAAUUCAAAUUCAUCGUCUACAUUUGCAAAUACAGAAUAUAAUAAAGAUUUAGACUUAAAAGUUUUAAAAAGGGAAAAAGUAAAACAAGAAGAAAUAUCUAUAGAACAGCUUCAACAUGACGAGGACAUAAUUAUAAUUGAUUCAAGUUUACCGUCUAUAUCUGCAAAUACAAAAUAUAAUGAAGAUUUAAACUUAAAAGUUUUAGAAAGGGAGAAAGUAAAACAAGCAAAAGUAUCUAUGGAACAGCUGCAACAUGACGAGGAUAUAAUUAUAAUUGAUUCAAGUUUACCGUCUAUAUCUGCAAAUACAAAAUAUAAUGAUUUAGACUUAAAAGUUUUAGAAAAAGAGAAAGUAAAACAAGCAGAAAUAUCUAUAGAACAGCUUCAACAUGACGAGGACAUAAUUAUAAUUGAUUCAAGUUCACUGUCUACAACUGCAAAUACAAAAUAUAAUACAAACAAUGCCACAGCAGAUAUAAAGCAACCUAUAGCUGAUAACGAAUCUGAUAUUGCUAAUACUUUAUUAGUAGAAAGAGAAUUACCGAUUAAUUGUGCAGAAAUACCGAUUAAGAAACGGCAAUUUCCAUCUAUUACCAAUGAUGGUCACCGCGUAGCAAUGCAAGAGGUACCAAAAACAAAACCAAAAAUUAUCUCCAAUGAACGCAUAAAUUUAGACAUUUCAGUAAAAAAUAAUGAAAAGAUUGAUUACCAUGAAAUAAAAUCUUUACGAAGACAAUUAAAAAAAGAACAAAAAAAACUUCACAAAGAGACAGAAAAAAGAAAGGAAUUGCAUAUUAAACUUAUGGAUUAUAAGAAAAGAGACAAAAAUUUGACAAAUAUAAAUAUAAAAUUGCAGAAAAUAAUAAGUUUUUCCGAUGCAGAAGACACUUUAGAUGUUGCAAUGCAGAUUCUAGAUGCAAUACAACAACCUCUAUCUGUAGGAUUUGUGAGGAAAUCAGAUAACAUGAUUUAUUUGGGGAAUGGAGAAUGGAUGUUAUACGACACAUACAAAUCAGUUAUUUUUAACUCAAAGGAUUCUCCGUCUGAAUUCGUAAAGAAUAUAGCCAUGGAGAUCUUUGGAUCGGAAGUGCUGCUAGAAAGCAGCGUGUUUGGAAAACCGUGCAAUAAGAAGGGAAGAAUUCCCGAAAAACCAGCAUUAAACUCUCAGAAGUUAUGUGCUAUCCAUGAAAUAUUCAAAAAAUAUCUUUUGGAUCUGGGAGUAAAUCCGAUAAAAACUGAUCAAGAAUUAAAAAAUGUCCCAUCGUACAUUUCAGAUAAAAUAUCGGAAUUAAACAAGCUGCAGAUGAAUAUUCUCAAACUACGGAAUCAAAAAAUAAUCGUUAAAGCAUUAAAAGAGAAUGAUGUUAAUAAUAGUGAUACAGAAAAUAUCAGUGAUAGAGGAAAUAACAAUAAGAUCAAUAACAAUGACAACGAGUAAUAGUCAGAAAAAAAUUGAAGUGAUAAGGUUAAAAUUGUUAUACAUUGCGUUACAUAUUGUAAUUUUUACAUUUGUGACACUUGUUUUCUUGUUUAAUUAAAAAAUGCCACAUAAAAGUGUAUAGAAUCAGA